AGAAAUGAAUUGCAUAAUAUGUUCUGCCUCUAUAAGUAAUCACUUUUUCAUAUAAUAUACAUAAUUCAUGUGCCUUAAAAAUUUUGUGCAACAAAUAUAUGAUUUUGUAUUAAUUAUUCGUUUAUAUAUAUACAUUCUGUGUUAUAAUUUUAUUUUAUAAUUUUAUAUGUGAGAGAUGGAUACUGAAGAAAAUGUUGAAGAAAUUAUUCUUCAAUUACAUAAUGAUUGUAACUGGAAAGAUAUUGUAAAUUUAGCUUCCGUUAUUGACACUUCCAAAAACAGUAGAUUAUUUUGGGUAUUUCCAACUUUGGAUGAUUUAAGUUGGAUAACUGAAGUGAUUAAGAAGAAUAAGAUAUCAGGAGUAAUCAGCAUAGGUUGCGGUUGUGGCUUCAUCGAAUGGUUAUUGCAAAAUUACUCUGGUUUAAAUAUUAUUGGUAUAGAACUGGAUAGUUCGUGGUGGCAUAGUAAAUAUGCCCCCCCAUUAUUUCUUGAAAAUAUUGUUUUUAUUAAUGAAAAGAAAGGGAAAGAUCUUUCUGUACCAAAAGAUUAUGCACUUUUUUUCUGCUACUUUAAUAACGGAGAAGCAUUUUGUAAUUAUAUAGCUAAUUAUGAAGGAAGUAUAAUAUUUGUCAUUGGACCUGCGGAGGGCCAAGAACGUUCUACAGAUCCUCUUCCAUUCGAUGAGAAAUUUGCGAAGUACAAUUGGAAGUUACUUACAAAAAGACCGAUUAUGAAUUUUAAAGAUUACAUUGUUGUGUAUACUAGAUAAUAUUGUGUUUGUUUAAUUAUUUAUGUUACCGUUAGAAAAAAAUAUAUAUA
Messenger RNA from Vespula pensylvanica (western yellowjacket), 819 nucleotides. RefSeq lists its product as uncharacterized. NCBI's taxonomy places the organism in Eukaryota, Metazoa, Arthropoda, Insecta, Hymenoptera, Vespidae. The record is from RefSeq and is a predicted model, not a curated record. The transcript is spliced from 2 exons. The coding region runs from base 176 to 769 and encodes 197 amino acids.